Messenger RNA from Heterobilharzia americana, 636 nucleotides. NCBI's taxonomy places the organism in Eukaryota, Metazoa, Platyhelminthes, Trematoda, Strigeidida, Schistosomatidae. The record is from the annotation of a GenBank genome assembly.
AUGGCGAGUUCCGAAGAGGACUCCAGGUUUCAGCCAGUUGACUUGGCGACAGAUCUAAGGACGUAUAGACCAAAAUAUCCUUUGCCUCCAGAUCUACGGGAUAUUCCUACAGAAGAGACUUUCUGCGCAUAUUGUGGUGUCAGCUACCUGAUUUUAAAUGAGAUAAAGUUUCUGGAAGAGAAGUCUGAAAAAUUAAAGAGGGAAUUGGAACUUGUCAAGCAAGACACAAAAGUCUCACUGAGUGUUCCAUGUAACGGUAAACAUUGUUCGGCAUCAUUUGACGAACAUCAAAUACUUGAAGACAUCAAACAUUUAAAAGAUGAAAAGGUUGAACUAAUCCGUAGGCUAGAUGAUGCAAAUGUGAAAUUAAUUUGUUACGAAGCUACUGAGAAACAGUUUGUCAAAGAAAUUGCCCAGAAAUUGAAUAAUCAGUUGAAUGCUGCACUAGAAAUAGGGAAACAAGAAAUAUUUGAAUUAAAAACAAUUAGAGAUUCACAAAGUGACUCUUGUAAACAGCUACAAAUGAAAAUACAAGAAAUGGAAAAGGAGUUCAAUAUUCAAAUGAAUAAAAAGGUGAACAAAACACUGAUGUUACUUAACAUAUGCCUAAUUGAAUAUCUAUUAUCAUUUGGUUAG